UAAAGUUUCUCUCUAAGUAGCAAAAGUCCAACUUUUUAUAUUGAAAGAUGAACGAGGAAGAAUCAUCGGAGAAACAAUAUGAUAUCCUCAUGGACCUGAAAGAUUCAGUCGGGAAGCAAAACGACAUUGCUCUGAGGUUGACUCAGCACGUGAUCGCCACUUCUACCGCCGGGAAACCCACGAACCUCGUCUUCUCGCCGGCGUUAAUCAACGUCAUCCUCAGUUUUAUCGCCGCCAGAUCUCCCGGAGCCACCGCAGACGGGAUCGUCUCUUUACUUCAGGCUUCUUCAACCGAUGAGCUUAACGCUGUCACCUCCGGGAUCGUCACCACCGUCCUUGAAGACAGCACCGCUGAUGGAGGCCCGACGAUAUCGGCAGCGAAUGGCGUCUGGAUCGAAAAGUCUCUCACAGUGGAACCUUCUUUCGGGGAUCUCUUGGUGAAUUCGUAUAAAGCUGUUUUCCACCAAGUUGACUUUCGCAACAAGGCUGGUGAAGUGACUGAAGAGGUGAAUUCAUGGGUUGAAGAGCAGACAAAAGGACUCAUCACUAAUCUUCUUGCACCAAACUCUGCUUCUCCUCUGACUGAUAUCAUAUUUGCUAAUGCCUUGUUCUUCAACGGAAAAUGGGUUAAACAAUUCGAUCCAUCUCUAACAAAAGAUUCCGACUUUCACCUUCUUGAUGGAACCAAAGUACGAGUGCCCUUCAUGACCCAUAGCUCAUCGUUUGGAUUCCAUCUCGAUGUUUACGAAGGUUUCAAAGUCCUCGAUCUAGGGUACAGAGGAGCAAGACUCAAAGAUUGUCGUGGUUUCUUGAUGCAAAUCUAUCUCCCUGAUGAGAAAGAUGGGUUGCCCGCAAUGCUGGAGAGAUUAGCUUCUACUCGUGGAUUCUUGAAGGAAAAAGAGGUCCUUCCUAGCCACCGGGCGUGUAUCAAAGAACUCAAGAUUCCAAGGUUUAAAUUUGCUUUUGAUUUCGAAGCCUCUAAAGCUCUCAAGACUUUGGGUUUGGAGGUGCCGUUGUCCACGAUCGUCCACAAGUCUUGCAUAGAGGUCGAUGAAGUGGGAUCGAAAGCUGCGGCUGCUACCGCAUUAAAAAGUUGUGGAGGCUUUUUUCGAGCGCCAAAGAAGUAUGACUUCGUGGCUGAUCAUCCUUUUCUGUUUCUCGUCAAAGAACACAGAAGCGGACUGGUUUUGUUCCUUGGUCAAGUCAUGGAUCCUUCUAUGCAUUAAUUUGUGUCCAAAGUCUCCGAACUAUACAAUUUUUACGUACGCCCUCUUGACAUAGUAGACUUUUUUUUUUUUUUUAAUCCUCGCUGGUUUUAAUUUUGGAAGAAUAUUUGAUUUUUAGAACUUUCUAGUUAUCUUAUAGAGCUUUAUGCCUUUAUUUACAGGGUUCAUUUUUAUCCAAUGCUUUUUAUUUCGGAUGCUUCAAGUGGAUAUAUCAUUUUCAAUUUGUUUGUUUAGUACUUAAUAUUUUCUAUUAA
Molecule: messenger RNA, 1480 nt
Organism: Capsella rubella
Lineage: Eukaryota; Viridiplantae; Streptophyta; Magnoliopsida; Brassicales; Brassicaceae
Product: serpin-ZX
Exons: 2
Coding region: 48-1226 (392 amino acids)
Molecular function (GO): serine-type endopeptidase inhibitor activity
Source: RefSeq, a predicted model, not a curated record